AUGAACUUGGAGCGGGUGUCCAACGAAGAGAAGUUGAACUUGUGCCGCAAGUACUACCUGGGUGGGUUUGCUUUCCUGCCUUUUCUCUGGUUGGUCAACAUCUUCUGGUUCUUCCGAGAGGCCUUCCUUGUCCCCCCAUACACGGAACAGAGCCAAAUCAAAGGCUAUGUCUGGCGCUCUGCUGUGGGCUUCCUUUUUUGGGUGAUUAUACUCACCACCUGGAUCACCAUCUUCCAGAUCUACCGGCCCCGUUGGGGCGCCCUUGGGGACUACCUCUCCUUCACCAUACCUCUGGGUACCCCCUGA
Messenger RNA from Pipistrellus nathusii (Nathusius's pipistrelle), 306 nucleotides. NCBI's taxonomy places the organism in Eukaryota, Metazoa, Chordata, Mammalia, Chiroptera, Vespertilionidae. The record is from the annotation of a GenBank genome assembly.